AUGGCCGCGAUUACCAGCAAGCAGGUCCAGGUUCCACACGGUCCUGAAGCUAAGCUGGUUAACCUGAUGGCGCCUGUUGAGCAGCGUGCUGCUCUUGUUGCGAGCUGCAAUAAGCGCUUCGAGCUCAGCGACCGCAACGCGUGUGACGUGGAGUUGCUUUGCGUGGGCGCGUUCUCUCCUCUGGAGGGCUUCCUUCCCAAGGAAGAGUACGAGUCGGUUGUCAACGACAUGCGCCUGACCAACGGGCUGCUGUUUGGCCUGCCCAUCGUGCUGGACACCAACAGCGAGGACAUUGUCCCGGGCGACACCGUGUUGCUCUCUUACCAGGGCCAAGAUCUGGCGGUCAUGAACGUGACCUCCAAAUACACCCCGAACAAGCCGCUGGAGUGCCUUAAGUGCUACGGCACCUCCUCAUUAGAGCAUCCCGCCGUGCAGAUGGUUGCCAUGGAGCGCGGCAAGUACUACCUGGGCGGCCCCAUCAAGGGCCUCGCGCUCCCUACCCGCGUCUUCCCAUGCGCCACCCCGAGCGAGGUCCGCGCCACCCUGCCAGCCAACCAGGAUGUUUUGGCCUUUCAGUGCCGCAACCCGAUUCACAAGGCUCAUUAUGAGCUCUUCAUUCGUGCCCUGGACGCCCCCAACGUCCGUGAGGGCGCCGUCUGCCUGGUGCACCCAACUUGCGGCCCGACCCAGGACGACGACAUCCCUGGUGUUGUUCGUUUCCGUACCUAUGAGGUCCUGAAGGAGGAGACUGCCAAUCCGCGCCUGCGCUGGGCGUACCUGCCCUACAGUAUGCACAUGGCCGGUCCGCGCGAGGCUAUCCAGCACAUGAUCAUUCGCAAGAACUAUGGCUGCACACACUUCAUCAUUGGACGUGAUAUGGCGGGCUGCAAGUCAUCCAUCUCCGGCAAGGACUUCUAUGGCGCAUACGAUGCUCAGGAGAUGGCCAACAAGCACGCUGGCGAGCUGAACAUGCAGACUGUGCCGUCGCUGAACAUUGCAUAUACGGAGGAGAAGGGCUAUGUGACGGCGGACGUGGCCAAGGCGGAGAACCUGCAUGUGCUAAACCUGUCGGGCACCAAGUUCCGCCAGAUGCUGCGUGCGGGCGAGGACAUUCCCGAGUGGUUCGCGUUCAAGUCGGUCGUAGCGGUGCUUCGGGAGCAGAUCCAGACUGCACCCCCCCGCCAUUGA
This is a messenger RNA of Volvox carteri f. nagariensis, 1188 nucleotides long. RefSeq lists its product as uncharacterized. The record is from RefSeq and is a predicted model, not a curated record. Gene Ontology annotation, molecular function: sulfate adenylyltransferase (ATP) activity. The transcript is spliced from 4 exons. Lineage: Eukaryota; Viridiplantae; Chlorophyta; Chlorophyceae; Chlamydomonadales; Volvocaceae. The coding region runs from base 1 to 1188 and encodes 395 amino acids. Gene Ontology annotation, biological process: sulfate assimilation.